This is a messenger RNA of Zonotrichia leucophrys gambelii, 3612 nucleotides long. RefSeq names its product histamine H3 receptor-like. Bases 316 to 1524 code for a protein of 402 amino acids. Gene Ontology annotation, cellular component: dendrite; plasma membrane; synapse. The transcript is spliced from 4 exons. Lineage: Eukaryota; Metazoa; Chordata; Aves; Passeriformes; Passerellidae. The record is from RefSeq and is a predicted model, not a curated record. Gene Ontology annotation, biological process: chemical synaptic transmission; adenylate cyclase-inhibiting G protein-coupled acetylcholine receptor signaling pathway; G protein-coupled receptor signaling pathway, coupled to cyclic nucleotide second messenger. Gene Ontology annotation, molecular function: histamine receptor activity; G protein-coupled serotonin receptor activity; G protein-coupled acetylcholine receptor activity.
UCAAAUCAGCUCUCCUGACCUCCACAGAUAAGGAUCAUGUUGCUUAAAGAACUUGCAUUUUAAAAUACAAGCUUGAAAAAACGGUAUAUUUCUUAACCAGAGCUCUGCUAGAGUUCUGCUUUAAGAGACUCUUAGUAAAGCUAGAUUUAUCUAGUAUCAAAAGCUUUUUAUUUUUUCCCCUCCUGAGAAAUUUUUUUUUGGGUGCUUAUUGGAUUUUUGACCCAUCCUAUUUUAACUCCUUAUGAAUCUCAACCUUUUGGAUAACUUUGCCAGACACAACUUCCUUCCCAGACUGACCUGGCCUGGACACCCACCAUGCACAACUGCACCGCCGAAAUUCCUCACGCUGCUGAGAUGCGUAACGAGACUUGGUCCAGCCAGGCACCGAGCUCCGAGUUCUCCCUGGGUGUGUUGGCACUGCUGGCUUUCCUCAUGGUGUUGCUGUGUCUGGUGACCGUCCUUGGAAACAUGCUGGUGAUCCUUGCUUUCAUUAUGGACAGGAACCUGAGGCAUCGGAGUAACUAUUUCUUUCUGAAUCUUGCUGUUUCUGACUUUGCAGUGGGUGUGUUCUGCAUGCCGUUGUACAUCCCUUACGCCCUGACAGGAACAUGGCACUUGGGAAGGAGCCUGUGCAAGCUCUGGCUGGUCAUGGACUAUCUCAUGUGCACAGCUUCAGUGUUUAACAUCGUCCUUAUCAGCUACGAUCGUUUCCUGUCAGUUACAAAAGCUGUAUCUUACAGAGCCCAGCAGGGAAUAAUGUCCAGCUCUGCCAUCAAGAUGGUGGCCAUCUGGGUCUUAGCAUUCCUCCUGUACGGCCCAGCCAUCCUGUUUUGGGAGCAUGUGGCUGGACACAGCGUGGUGCCUGUGGAUCAGUGCUACGCCGAGUUCUUCCACAACUGGUACUUCCUGCUGUGUGCAUCCACCCUGGAGUUCUUUGUGCCCCUGCUCCUGGUGACCUACUUCAAUGUGCACAUCUUCCACAACAUCCAGCGGCGCCAGCGGCGCGGCAGCGUGCAGGACUGUGAGCAUCCCAGGAGGAGCAGCCUGUCCUGGAGGUUCUGUGGCUUGCCAAGGCCAGGGGCAUCAUCUCCUUCAUCAGAAGCAGAGGACAGUGUUUCAUCACUAACGAGGUCGUGGAGACCAGCAAUGGUACCCAAUGGUCCAUCUCGAACAGAAACCAGUUCUACAGCUCUCAAAAGGAACUUUUCUGCUUCUUUCUGUUCAAGUUCUGGAUCAAAACUGCAGCGGGACAAGAAAAUAGCAACGUCUCUUGCCAUAAUUGUCUGUGUGUUUACCAUUUGCUGGGCCCCAUACUCUUUAUUAAUGAUUAUCCAUGGGUUCUGCCAAGGAAAGUGCAUCCAUAAGUCCCUCUAUGAAGCAACGUUUUGGCUUUUGUGGAUCAAUUCCUCUUUGAACCCAUUUCUUUACCCUCUCUGCCAUAUGAGGUUUCGAAUGGCUUUUCUGAAAAUAUUAUGUCCCAAAAAGUUUGCAGCAUUGAGAUCUGGUAACACGCCUUCUAUUUAGCGAGGUUUUAAUGUAGCUCAUACCUGGCAUUGCAGGACAAAGUACAUGUAAGUUAGCAAUUCUGAAUGAUUUUUAGAGAAUGAAAUUUUCCAUGCUAUGAGAAUUUUGAGACUGGUUAUCAAAAGUGUCAGACACAAAUGGUUGUUAUUUUUUUCACCUAUACUGUUUUUUCACCUGACAUUGGCUGCUCCUUUGGUCAUGCUUAAAUGAUAUUUAGUGCCAGAUUUGUGCACUAUGUGAUUGCCUAAAAGAUAGGCCAGGCUUGGGCACAUGAUCACAUUCCUGUUGAAUUAGCAGAGCAAGCAAUGCUAAGUUCAUACUGGAUUUUUGAUUUUGGCUGGCUGUGCAAGAAUAGACAAUAGCCUCUCCGGUGUAAAGCUUUGCAAGUGCAAAGAUAUUCCAUCAAAAUGUCUGGAACAAAUUUGAUCUGACAGAGUGAUUUUUUAUACUAGAUCAGUGCUUUAUGUCCUGUUACUGUGACAUUAUAUGGAUUUUCUCUGCCACAGAACAAAUAUCAAACUUGAUUUUUUCAAUUAGGGAGCAAGGGCCGUAUUCACUGCUUGAGAAUGAGAUUUACAGAGGUCUGGAAGCUGAUACAGAGAUGUUUUAAGCAGCUCUUAACAAACAAAGCAGUUGAAUGUCCAGUGCUGAAAGGAGUGAGUAAAUGUCUUGGAGGAAGCAAUGGAGCUUGAUUACACCCCAUUCCAUGUGCCAAACUUUCUUACCAUGUGUUGAGUGUUGCAACUCACCCAGAAAGCUUUCAUGGAUGGGUAAGUGAGAGUCACUGGCUGCAUUUUUUUCUCUCCUUUUGUGUAAUUUUAUUCCUCUUUGUUUAUGUAUGAAAUAUUGAAAGAGAAAUCUGAUGCACAGAACAGUGAAGAGCAGUAGUCAAUUUAAAUGGUUUUUAAUCUAAUUUGAAAUUUGCUGUAGAAGUGUUGCCAUAACAGAGUCCUCCUUUGCAAACACAAUUCAAAUGCAUGGAAGCAGCUUAAUGAUAGCACAAAAGUUGAUGGCUUUGAAGAGCUGGAAUGUCUUUUUGUUCAGAGGUCUGGAACUGAAGGCUUCUCUUGCCAGUGUUCACGCUGCUGGAAGAUUAUCUUUCACCAUUCAUUCUCGCUAUGCUUCCUUGCCUCACAUGGAUAGUGUUAUGUAUUGUGAGCCUAAUGGCUCGGAGAGGUGCAGCUUCAGGAGGAGGUCAUUGAUUCAGCACAGCUGUUUUUUUACUGUCAUGAGCUGUGGUGCAGGCAUAGAUUUUGUGGGGUUUGCUUUUCUGUGAUGCUUAAAAAAAUCUAAACACACACAUAGAGUUAAAACAUUUAUAGAAGAGCUCAUGUACUAAACAUCUGUUAAAUAGAGAAACUGAAGAUGAGCCCAAGACAAAAAUGUGUUUGUGUUGUCUGCAUUCUAUCCCUAUGCUUUUAGUAUAAAAAUUCAGUUUGCAUUUUGUGCUAAAAGAAUGUAUUGUUCAUUUUGGAAAAAUAACCUACAAAAUUAUUACCUAGAUAAACUAGAUAAUCCACGUUUUUUCCAGCAGUGCUGGAAAGCUAGUUAGUCAGGGAAUUUGCCAGGCAGCACAAUCUGCAGCGAAUUUGAAACAACAUAGCAUGGUGAAGCUACUAGAGAUCAGUGUUUUUUAGAGUCUGUUUUACACACACACUUUUCAAACUGUUUUCUCAUGUCACUCCUGUGUAUUAGAUGCAUUUGUUGUAUUUUUCUAAUUGUUGAAAAUUUUGCUAAGUUCUCCCAGGGUAAGUCAAGCACUGGGUUGCUGUGCCCACCACUUUAGGUCAGUGGCAUCAUAAAUAUUCUCCCUUGUAAAUUACAAAUGAGACAUUUUUCAAGGUUGUGGCAUGAUACUUAUUCAGCAUUUGUUCUUAUGCCCCCAUUCAAGUGGAGGUUUCUUGACAAAUGGUUUUCUAACCCAGAUCUUUCUAACCAGUCACUCAUCCAUUUCACUAUUUCAUGUCCUUAAAUUUUCUUCUGUCUUUGCAGAUGUUCAGUAGGCCUUCUAAAUACAUGGUGACAGUAGCUAUAUGGGCUUCAACGUUGUGGGCUUCAACUCAAACCACACCAGUUUUUUUCUCAUAU